UGCACCAGACCCAAAUCCUCUCUCUCACUGCCCUUUCCUUUCUGUGCACUUUCUGGAAUUUUUUUUUCCUUUUAAAUUUCUCAUAACAUAUAAUUUUUUUUUUUUUUUUUCUCUUUGUUAGCUUGACAACACACAUGCCCUCUCUUUCUUUCUUUCUCUCUCUGUAUCUACCUUUCACUCAUCACACACACUCUCUCUCUCUCUCUUCCUCUCUUUCUUGAGCAUGUUUGUUUGUUAAAGAAGAUUUAUGAGUCUUUAGCUCUCUUUGCCUUAUCCUUCCCUUCACACUUUCUCUUUGUUCCUCCUCCUCCUCCUCUUCUUCUUCUUCUUGUUCUUCACUAGUUUCUUUAGUCUUUGAAGAAUCAACAAAUUCUUUCAAAUCUUUUCAUCUUUAUUCUUACAUCUACCAAAUCCAAGUCUCUCCAUCUCUUUAUUUACUAAUUAUUCUUGUGAAAAGAUUAAAGACCCACUUGACUACUAUAUACUUGCACUGCUUUUUCUUGCCAUUUUCUUUUCUUUCUUGCUUGCUAUCUACCAAGAAAAAGAAAAGGAAAGGAAAAGGAGAAACAAGGCUAUAUACUACUUGAUAAAGAAUCAAGAAAAUGCCCUUAGAAGGGGUUUUUAUUGAACCCUCUACAAACCCUGUUCCUGAUCUUUCUUUACAUAUUAGUCCUCCUAAUAUUUCACCUUCUUCACUUUCUAACACAAUUAUCAACAACAAAACCGGAGCAGAUACAAGCUUUAAUUUUUUGGUGAGCAAAUCAAACAACACAAGUACAGUUAUUACUUCUAUGAGGAAUUCUACAUCUGAUUCUCAAGCUUACACUGAGCUUUCUCUUGCACAUCCAUCAAAUUCGCGGUCCGAUCAAGAAUCCCCACAUAUCCCUUAUCAUUAUCAACAAAAUAGUCUCAACACUAGUACUUGUACUACUGCUACUACUUCUCAUUUAAGUCAUCUAAAUCAUGGAGUUUCGAGACUUGAUGUAUCGGAUGGUUUAAGGCCUAUAAAGGGUAUUCCGGUUUAUCACAACCGUUCAUUUCCUUUCCUGCCAUCAGAACAGUCAAGAGAUAACAAAGAUCCAAAGAUGUGCUUCUACCCAAUGUUAUCUUAUCCAUCUUCUUCUUCUUCUUCAGUGCCUUAUUAUAUUGGAGGAGGAGCUAGUUUAGAUCCCAUGUACUCGUCUACAGCGAAUCAUCAUCACCAUCAUCAUCAUCAACAACAAUCUUUGCCUGCUUACAGUACUAAUAGGCUAACACCUACUACAAGAUUUAGUGGGUUAUCAAUAGAUGCUUUCAAAUCACACCACCAACUGCACCACCACCAAUACGGUGUUGGAUCCGGCGAGGCGUCUCAUGGGUUGAUUAGAUCAAGAUUUUUACCUAAACUUCCUACAAAAAGAAGCAUGAGAGCUCCCAGAAUGAGAUGGACUACCACUCUUCAUAAUCGAUUUGUUCAUGCUGUAGAGCUUCUUGGCGGCCAUGAAAGAGCAACUCCAAAACAGUUCUUGAACUUAAUGGAUGUUAAAGAUCUAACAUUAGCCUCAUGUGAAGAGAUGUAUAGGACUGUUAAGACAACUGACAAGCCUGCAGCCUCCUCAGGCCAAUCAGAUGGUUCUGGUGAAGAUGACUUAUCUCCAAUAGGCAGUACUGGCAAUGAGCACCGUGCCCUACGGCGAUUUUCCGAUCAGAGAGGCCCUUCAGAUGGCUCACUGCAACAAGAAAUUGACUUCCCUUCUUCUGCUUCUGCUGCUGCUGCUGCUACCACUCUUUGGAGUAAUUCUUCAAGUAGUAGAGAACAAUGGCCACAAACAAACUCUAAUGACAUGGAUGAGCAUAGAGAAGCUACAUUCCAAUCACAACAAAGAUCUGGACUCUCAAUUGAGGAAUGCAGUUCAAAUCGGGUGAAGAGUUACUUAGGGUCUAAUUUGGAAGGCAAGAAUCCAAGCUUGGAGUUCACAUUAGGCAGACCAGACUGGCAAGGAAAUGAACAUUACUGAUAAUAAAUAAUUAAUUUUGGUAUACCCGUUUAAUUGUUUCUUUUGAUUGAAAUUUCAUUAGUCUUGUCAUUCAAGAAUGAGAAGGCAAUAGAGAUAUAUAUAUAUAUUUAUAACAAGCAAGAAGAAGAGAUGGGUGAGUUUCUAGUUUCAGUGCAUUUUGAGUCUCUUUUUCAAUUACUGAAACAAGCUAGUGCUGCAAUUUCAUGGGUAAUUUGUAAUGGCAAACAAACAUGAAAUCAAGAAAAAAGAAGAGGAUAGAGACAGAAAA
Molecule: messenger RNA, 2265 nt
Organism: Jatropha curcas
Lineage: Eukaryota; Viridiplantae; Streptophyta; Magnoliopsida; Malpighiales; Euphorbiaceae
Source: RefSeq, a predicted model, not a curated record